Phytomonas sp. EM1 is the source of this 843-nucleotide messenger RNA. The record is from the annotation of a GenBank genome assembly. Lineage: Eukaryota; Euglenozoa; Kinetoplastea; Trypanosomatida; Trypanosomatidae.
GUAGCAUGAUUCUUCUGUUUAGUUGCAAACACUAAAUUUGCCUUUGGGGAAUAGUUAAUAAAUCAUUUAAGACAACGCAAUAGAGUAAAAGGAAAAAAAAGUGGGAUCGAAUCUUUUUCUUAACAAAAGGGAUUAUCAAUAACAGGGUAAAUACAGCACAGAAUGAAAACGAGGGCCACUAAUCUGAGUCCCAAUGCUAAACCCUGGGCACCGUAUAGUGGUGGACUAGCCCACACAAACGGUGGGGGUGGCAAUAACAACAACAACGGUAGCAGCCGUUCGCACUACACACAGUACAGAAGCAGUGGUUUCACUCAUCAACAAGCUGGUGGGAAAAGUAACAACAGCCAGCAGCGCAACACUCCGGCGAAUCAAAACAACAGCCCAUUCUGGUCUUCAGUACCAACGUCAAUCAGCCAAAAGCAACAGAUGCUGCUGCUCCAGCAGAAACCGCAGCACGCACGGCCAAAGUUCAGCUCCACUGCUGCAAAGCUUUUCGUUGGUCAGCUGCCCUUUGAGUGUACGGAAGAGCGAAUGUGCAAUCUGUUCAGCGCGUAUGGGACGGUUGAGCACAUUCACAUUCUCCGUGACAACAGCAACCGCAGCCGUGGUGCAGCCUUUGUUACGUACUCGACUGUCCAAGAGGCUGAUACUGCCAUUUUCACGCUGCACAAUAGGUACCGCAUGCUUACUAACCGCGCUAUCCAAGUCAGCUACGCGAAGAACAGUCCUAAUAUUUCGCGCUUUGGGACGUGUAGCGCGCUGGAAGUACAUGAAUCAUUUCCGACAAACCCCGUUCCGGAUGUAGCUGCGACAGUUCGCGUGCAGGCAAAUGGUUUUUAA